This is a messenger RNA of Cornus florida, 1504 nucleotides long. Its product is annotated as eukaryotic translation initiation factor 3 subunit I-like. Bases 223 to 1203 code for a protein of 326 amino acids. Lineage: Eukaryota; Viridiplantae; Streptophyta; Magnoliopsida; Cornales; Cornaceae. Gene Ontology annotation, molecular function: protein binding; translation initiation factor activity; RNA binding. The record is from RefSeq and is a predicted model, not a curated record. Gene Ontology annotation, cellular component: eukaryotic translation initiation factor 3 complex, eIF3m; cytoplasm. Gene Ontology annotation, biological process: cytoplasmic translational initiation. The transcript has 8 exons.
GCAUUGGUUCCAAAAUCUUCUCCUCCGAGACCUGCGCUAGGGUUUUUUUUUUCCUUUGGUAGAAGACGGAAAGAAGAGAAAUUUGGUGAGAGAGAAAGAGGAAUUAGUUGUGGUGUUGAGAGAGAGAGAGAGGAAUUAGUUAUGUUGUUGUGAUUUUGAGUUGAAUCGAGAAAUCUGAGAAUUGAUUGAAAUAUAGGAAGCAAGCAAGCAAGGAAGUAAAAAAUGAGGCCGAUAUUGAUGAAAGGGCACGAGAGGCCACUGACAUUCUUGAAGUACAACCGAGACGGAGACCUCCUUUUCUCUUGUGCUAAGGACCACACUCCCACCGUCUGGUUCGCCGACAACGGCGAGCGUUUGGGCACCUACCGUGGUCAUAAUGGUGCUGUUUGGUGCUGCGAUGUUUCAAGGGAUUCGUCACGGCUAAUUACUGGAAGUGCGGAUCAAACAGCAAAGCUCUGGAGUGUUGAAACUGGGGCACAGUUGUACUCCUUUAAUUUCGACUCCCCUGCUAGAGCUGUGGACUUGGCAGUUGGCGAUAAGCUUGUUGUGAUCACUACUGACCCAUUUAUGGAAUUGACUUCUGCAAUUCAUGUCAAACGCAUCGUUACAGAUCCCAGUGAACAGACUGGUGAAUCUGUGCUCAUACUCAAAGGACCUCAGGGAAGAAUAAAUAGAGCUGUGUGGGGCCCGCUGAAUGACACUAUUAUAAGUGCUGGUGAAGAUGCUGUAAUUCGUAUAUGGGAUUCUGAGACUGGGAAAUUGCUUAAAGAGUCUGACAAGGAAACGGGUCAUAAAAAGACGAUUACAUCACUUUCAAAAUCUGCAGAUUGUUCACACUUCCUCACUGGUUCCCUAGAUAAAUCUGCUAAGCUUUGGGACAUCAGAUCAUUGACACUUGUCAAGACCUAUGUGACAGAACGCCCAGUCAAUGCGGUAGCUAUGUCUCCACUUCUUGAUCAUGUGGUGCUUGGAGGUGGUCAAGAUGCAUCGGCUGUCACUACAACAGAUCAUCGGGCUGGGAAGUUUGAGGCCAAAUUCUUUGAAAAGAUUCUGCACGAGGAACUAGGAGGCGUGAAGGGGCACUUUGGACCAAUAAAUGCUUUAGCAUUCAACCCUGAUGGAAAAAGUUUCUCAAGCGGAGGUGAAGAUGGUUACGUAAGAUUGCACCAUUUCGACUCAGAUUACUUCAAUGUCAGGAUUUAGAUCCGUUGCCUUACCAUUUCGACUCAGAUUACUUCAAUGUCAGGAUUUAGAUCCGUUGCCUUCCGUGGGAGAGAACUUCUUUUGUCGGUACUUAAAAUUGUAAUGUUAUUGCUUUCGACCAGGUUUUUUUUCUUCUUAUUGGAAGCAACAUUAUUAUGUAGAAGACCAUAAAACACCACAUUUUGGACUCGACAUUAUUCUGUAGAAGACUAUACAACAUUAUUUUUUGUAAGCAACAUUAUUCUGUAGAAGACUAUACAACAUCACUUUCUAUAAGAGAAUUCGGAUGUAGUUGCUACAA